Fusarium pseudograminearum CS3096 is the source of this 615-nucleotide messenger RNA. RefSeq lists its product as uncharacterized. The record is from RefSeq and is a predicted model, not a curated record. NCBI's taxonomy places the organism in Eukaryota, Fungi, Ascomycota, Sordariomycetes, Hypocreales, Nectriaceae. The coding region runs from base 1 to 615 and encodes 204 amino acids. The transcript has 3 exons.
AUGUCAAACACCACCAUCAUGUUCAACAACAGCACAACACUCCCACCACCGCCUUUUCCUCGGUUUCCUGAUUUUCUGAGCGUGACGGAGUUCUCAGAGUUUAAGCGCUCGAUAUUUAACUUCGUUGUUCUGGGUAUCACUGUUGCAACAGGUGUAGCAAUCGUCGGCCUGAUCUGGGCAGUCUCUCGCAAACUUGACAAUCCCCGUACUUUCUAUGGAGUACCAGAGGGAGAAGUCUCCAAGCCCGUCAAGAGCUACAGAAGGACACUCACUUGCAACAUCUUGGUCCUCGGAGGCUUGCAGUUGUCCUUCAUGUUCUGCUCUUCAGCGAUCCGUUCCUUGAAACGUAAAGAGGGAAACAUCACGCCCGGAGCCCCUCAGGCCUUCAUGUGCUACAUAGUACUAUUCAUCACCAUUAUCACUCAGGCCUUGAACUUGUGGAGGGUAUACAAGAGGUAUGAGCCUCCCAUGGAUGAGGCUAUCGAACUCGGCAACUAUGCCCCCGCAGAUGCCCAAGAACACAGAGUCGAGCCCGCGGAUGCCCAAGAGUGCAGAGUCGAGCAAGAGGUCAACCCUGCGCCGCCUUACGCGGCCUAUAUCAACAGACCUCUGUAG